This is a messenger RNA of Cucurbitaria berberidis CBS 394.84, 1128 nucleotides long. Its product is annotated as UDP-glucose 4-epimerase. Gene Ontology annotation, biological process: beta-D-galactose catabolic process via UDP-galactose, Leloir pathway. The transcript is spliced from 3 exons. Lineage: Eukaryota; Fungi; Ascomycota; Dothideomycetes; Pleosporales; Cucurbitariaceae. Gene Ontology annotation, molecular function: UDP-glucose 4-epimerase activity. Bases 1 to 1128 code for a protein of 375 amino acids. The record is from RefSeq and is a predicted model, not a curated record. Gene Ontology annotation, cellular component: cytosol.
AUGGUCGUAGGAUCUGUUCUCGUCACUGGUGGCACGGGCUACAUUGGCUCAUUCACGACUGUCGCCCUCCUCGAAGCUGACUACAAGGUCGUCAUUGUCGACAGCCUUUACAAUUCCGACGCCGAGGUCGUCAACCGCAUUGAGCUCCUCACCGGCAAACGCCCUGCCUUCUACCAAUGCGAUGUCACAGAUGAGGCUGCGCUCGACAAGGUGUUCGAGGAUCAUCCUGACAUUGACAAUGUCAUUCACUUCGCUGCUCUGAAGGCCGUUGGUGAAUCCGGCGAGAUCCCCCUGGAAUACUACCGUGUUAACGUCGGGGGCUCCAUCUCCCUCCUCACCUCAAUGGUCAAACACAACGUAACAAACAUCGUCUUCUCCAGCUCCGCAACCGUCUACGGCGAUGCCACACGUGUGCCCAACAUGAUUCCUAUUCCCGAACAUUGCCCCAUUGGCCCAACCAACACUUACGGUCGCACAAAGUCCACUAUUGAAGGCGCCAUCACUGACACCAUCGACGCUCAACGCAACAAUGCUAAGAAGGCAGGCAAGCCUGAGGCUGAGAUCAAAAAGUGGAAUGCGGCGCUGUUGCGGUACUUCAACCCGGCGGGUGCACAUCCGAGUGGCAUUCUAGGUGAAAACCCCCUAGGGGUACCGUACAAUCUUCUCCCACUGCUGGCGCAAGUCGCAAUCGGAAAGCGCGAUAAGCUCCUCGUAUUCGGCGACGACUACAAGUCAAAGGACGGCACCGCCAUCCGCGACUAUAUCCACGUCCUAGAUCUCGCUCGCGGCCAUUUACAAGCCCUCAACUACCUGCGCGAGCAGCAGCCCGGCGUCAAGGCGUGGAACUUGGGCUCUGGCAAGGGAUCAACCGUGUUUGAGAUGAUCAAGGCGUUCAGCAACGUUGUGGGCAGGGAUCUGCCGUAUGAGGUUGCGCCGAGACGGCAGGGCGAUGUGUUGGAUUUGACGGCAAAUCCUACGCUGGCGAACAAGGAACUGAACUGGAAGACUGAGCUUACGCUAGAAGAUGCGUGUGCCGAUCUUUGGAAGUGGACAAAGAAUAACCCUGAGGGCUAUGGACAGCAGCCACCAAAGGAGUUUUUGGAUGCGUUGAAGAACAAGAAGGCUUGA